AUGCUGACAAAACGGACAGUUUGUGUGAAAUCUGUGGCCAAAUGUGUCCACAACUUGACGUUCACUCGACUCAUGGCGCGGGCCAUACCUCGAGGACAGGACCCACAAGAGGUGGAAGCGAUGCCUGUCUUUCAGUACACGGCUUCAGACCGACUGUCGUCCAAACGACACAAACAGCUGUACUUCUGGGGGUAUUCAGGGGGCGGGGCUUUGGGGCGGUUGGGGCUCAUCCAACGCGUCCAAUUCAAGGGUCGCCCCCCUCUGCCACCCGUCGAGACCCGGAGCGCACCCAUGAAGUCAGACUUCGUCGACCUCCACACCAACGUCGUCGACGUGUCCGCCGGCUUCGGGUUUACGGUGAUCGCAGCCGUCGCCAAAGACUCGUCCCAUCGGCUCUUCGGUUGUGGUAUUAAUACAGACUCACAGUUAGGCUAUCAGUCGCCUCCCGGUCCCAAAGGCGAGCCAUUGAUGUGUCUCUUCAAACCGGUUCCCAUCAGACUUCCCAUCAGUGAAAAGGAUAGAGUGGUUCGCGUCUCAUGCGGUCGAUCGCACACCAUAUGUGUGACCAGUUCUUCACAAAUCUUCAGUUUAGGGAACAACUCGUUCGGACAGUGCGGACGACCCAUAGUUGACAACGAGGUAUACUUCCCGUCACAACGUAUUCACCAAAUUCAAGAGAUUGACGACAAAGUGAUCGAUGUAGUCUGUGGUCAGGAUCACACCCUAUUCCUCACCGAAAAGGGAAGCGUCUAUUCGUGCGGUUGGGGCGCCGACGGACAGACAGGGUUAGGACACUAUCGCAAUGAGGGUAUACCCAUCAAAGUGAAGGGCGAUAUUGAAGGCGAAAAGAUUAUACAGCUGUCGAGUGCCGCCGACUCUGUGCUCGCGUUAAAUGACAAAGGGGAUGUGUUUUGUUGGGGUAACUCUGAAUACUCACAGUUUCAGACCAUUACCAGUGAAAGACAACUAAAUGUUCCCAAAAAUAUUAAAUUCAAUAAUAUUAAGGGAAAAGUGGUUAAUGUAUGCGCCGGUGGCUCUGUGUGCGCUCUCGUCAAUGAUUUAGGAAAUGUGUACGUUUGGGGGUUUGGUAUCCUGGGAAUGGGUCCCAAAGUGCAACAGUUAAAGACACCGACAAUGCUUCCGAUGCCACUGUUUGGUGCGAAUGAGUUCAACCCAAACGUGAAAGUAGUGAAAGUUGAGGCCUCUUUCAGCCAUUUGGCAGCCAUUACCAAUAAGGGCGACCUUUUCAUGUGGGGUAAAAAUACUAAGGGAUGCUUAGGUCUGGGCCACUACGCCGACCAGUAUUUCCCAUUUAGAGUAUGCGUUCCCACAGUAGUCCGCAAAGUGAGUCUCGGAAUAGACCACACGGAUAUGUACGGGAACUACACUAUGGAUGUGAUCGCCACGUGUGCCUUUGCCACGAAGACCAAUGCUCACAACGAUUUGGACAUUUUGCCCACAUUUUUGGUGAAAAGAAUUUUCGGCGGAAAUAAGGAUAAAACUGGAGUCGAGUUCUUCUUAGAGACCACCCGUCAGAUCAUUUCUACCAGACGUCAGAGUAAACAAAAGUAUAAUGAUUUCAUUCAACUGCUUAUGGAUGUCGAGAAGGACGGAGACAUCACUAGAGAUGAGGCAGAUAUACAUGAAUCACAUCAUGUAAACGAAGGAGAGGAAGAGUUGGAAAGUGAGAAGAAGGCUUUGAAUGUGAAUUUGGUUAACAAACAGUUGACUGAAUAUGAAAUCCUGGCGCAGGCUAUCGUCUUCUUUUUAGCCGGGUAUGAGACGACGGCCACUACUCUGACGUUCUGUACGUAUGAGUUGGCUCUCAAUCAAGAUAUUCAG
Messenger RNA from Oppiella nova, 1842 nucleotides. The record is from the annotation of a GenBank genome assembly. NCBI's taxonomy places the organism in Eukaryota, Metazoa, Arthropoda, Arachnida, Sarcoptiformes, Oppiidae.